CUUGCAGGUAUCAAGAGCGGCAAGACGCCCGGCUUCGAGGAGAUCUACAACAACACCGGCCCGACCAACACGACCGUGUACUGCGGCGGCUUUCCGCCGAACACCAUCUCGGACAACCUGAUCAAGACGCACUUUGGCCAGUUCGGGUCGAUCCACGACGUGCGGGUGUUCAAGGACAAGGGCUACGCGUUCAUCAAGUUCAUCUCGAAGGAGGCGGCGGCCCGCGCCAUCGAGGGCACCCACAACAGCGAGGUGCAGGGCCACCCGGUCAAGUGCUACUGGGGCAAGGAAAAUGGGGGUGAGAUGGCCCACAACGGGAUCAAUGCGGCCGCCAUCGCCGCCUCCGGGAUGGUGGGCAUCGGGAUCAACAGCAUAGGCGGAAAUCCGCUGCAGGCGGGCCAGAAUGCGAUGCAGAAUGCGGUGGCUGCGGCUGCGGCCGCCCAGCAGCACGGUGCCAAUCAGCAGCUGUCGGCGCAGGCGGCGGCGGCGGCGGCCAACAGCGCGCAGUAUCCGUACUCGGCGGCGUACGGUCACAUGGGUUACUGGUAUCCGGGUGGCUACCCGCAGAUGCAGGCACAGUACAUGCAGCAGGGCUACGCGACCUACCCGUACGCGUACGCCGCUGCCAGUCCACAACAGCAGGCCACCGGUGGUUAUCGCAUGAUGCAGCCAAACAUGGCGGCCGCCGGCUGGGGCAUGCAGACCGUUCCCACGGUGGCUACGAACGGGGCGGCCGCGGCAGCAGCCCUCCAGCAGGCUGCUGCUGCCUCCUCCCAGCAACCGAUGAUGUACGCCACAAUGCCCCAGUUCCAGACGCAAUGA
Molecule: messenger RNA, 822 nt
Organism: Culex pipiens pallens (northern house mosquito)
Lineage: Eukaryota; Metazoa; Arthropoda; Insecta; Diptera; Culicidae
Product: cytotoxic granule associated RNA binding protein TIA1
Exons: 3
Molecular function (GO): RNA binding
Source: RefSeq, a predicted model, not a curated record